Schistosoma mattheei is the source of this 2163-nucleotide messenger RNA. The record is from the annotation of a GenBank genome assembly. Lineage: Eukaryota; Metazoa; Platyhelminthes; Trematoda; Strigeidida; Schistosomatidae.
AUGAAUAAUAUUUCUAAUAAACAUUAUGAUGGAUUAAAUUCUUCUAAUUCUACAAUUAAUAAUGGUGGUACAUUAUGUGAACAUGUUAUAUCAGCUUGUUUAUUUCUACGUUAUAUUUGUCCAGCUAUUUUAUCACCUUCAUUAUUUAAUUUAAUUUAUGAAUUUCCCAGUGAACCACGUAUAUUACGUGCAUUCACUUUGGUUGCUAAAACAAUUCAAACAUUAGCAAAUUUCAGUUUAUUCAGUGGUUCUAAAGAAACCUAUAUGAAAUUUAUGAAUCAAUUUGUUACAGAUCAACUUCCGGCAAUGAGACAGUUUCUACAAUCGAUUUCAGUCCCAAAUCCGAAAUCUACUUCGUCACAUAAAUCAUUAUUGAGUAGUGAUACAGUUUUAAAACCAAUUAAUUCUUUGUCAAAUAUUUAUAAUAAUAACAAUAGUAAUCUAAGUACUAUUAACGGUAAUACUAAUAAUGGUUCUAUGCCAAAUUCUUUACAUAUAAUUGGUUCUGAUGAAAAUUGUCUGAAAUCUACAAUUUCGAAUAAAGAUAAAAUGAAAUAUGGUUCUAAGGAGAAUAAUCAUUUUAUCAAUAAUAGUCAAUCACAUCAUGGUGGAUUUAUCAAUGAUAUUGAUGAUUAUAAAGAUUAUCUAAGUCAUUCUCAGCAUUCACCUAUUUUCACAAGUUCAGUGAUCACAAGUAAAUCAAAUGAUUUCAAAUCAAGUGUAAGUGGGAGUUCUAUGUCUCAGAAGUGUCAGUCUACAAGAUCGAUAUGUAACUCAAUUUGUUUACCUCCUCUACCAACAAACCAACAUGGUCAUUUAGGCUUAAGAGAUCAUGUUGAUCUACCUUUGUGUUUAGCUUUAUGUCAUCUUCAAUUAUCUGAAGCAAUUGAAAAAGUUCCUGAAGAUAAAAGAAUGCCUGAUGUCAAAGAAUUGAAAUCAAUCCUAGAUGAAAUAGAUACAUUUCUUGUGUCUGGUAAAGAUCCUCAACCAAAUUGGUGGUAUAAAACAACUAUGAAUAAUAAUGAUAAUAAUAGUAAUCAUAGUGGUAAUAAAACAACAACACCAAUAAAGAAUAACACACCGACGAGAAGAACAACGGCAAAAACCAUCAAUGAAAAUAUAAACAAUGAGCCUAAAAGCAAUUUAAAAUCACUGUGUUUCCAGUCUAAUCGAAAUAAAUCUAUAAGUAAUGAUGCUUAUAUUUAUGAAUGUACAAAUAAUGAAUCAAAGUCAAUAAUGAAUACACCAUCAUCAGUCAAUAAAAGUAUAAAUCUAUCCGAUGAUGAUGAUGGUGCAACAAUCUCUGCAUUAAAUUCAUCAGUCACUAGUUUUAUAUCACCUAAACAAAUUGUUUUUCCUGAAAGAAAGGAUUCUCAUCAUGAUUCUAAAGAACAACAAAUUAAAAUUACACCUGACUCAAAUAUCAAGUUUGUUGUAUCAAAAGGAAAGCAUAAAAAUUCAUGUAUGCAAGAACGUGUAGCACGAUGUGACUCAAUAGAGAUCAUUAAAAUUCCACAUUCAAACAAUCUUAAUAACUCGAUGGAUACGAAUAAUGAACAGAUCUAUGAUAUAUUGAAUCCCACAGAUUCUCAUGUAGCUUUAUCUAUUGAUCCGAAUGCAUCUAAAAAAGUUACUGAAUCAAAUCAUGAUUUCUCAUCAAUAACACAACGUGAUAAUCGAAGAAGAGUUCAAAGCACUAGGAAAACACAAGAACCUAUAAUUAUUCAUCAGAAUACUAUAGAUACUGACAAUAAUGUCUGCGUUAAUAAUACAUUACAAAAGUCGUCAGUAAUAGAUCACCAACAACUAUCCAAUCACAUUGCAUCAAUUGAUAUAUGUAGCGAUAUUAUUAAUCCAGAACAAACUGAACAUUCAGAGUUUAGUCCAAUUUAUUUAGGGAAUUCUUCAUCAUCUGGUUAUCUUACUAUUUCAAGUCAUGGGAAUAUUUUAAAUUAUCCAGCUAUAGAACAAAAAUCAAAUAUAGUUGACCCGAUUAUUGUCUCCACAUCGGAUAAUGAUAUCAUCAUGACAUCAUUGUCUACUACUACUACUACUACCACUACUACUACUACUGAUACUAGUAGUAUGAAUAAUCCUGUAUACACUUGUCAUUCACUAAAACAAAGUAGUUCAAUUGAUUCCAGUGAUUUUCAAAUCAAAUGA